AUGGUGGUGCGCCUUCACCGAGACAAGGCGUCGAUAAUAAAGGAAACCUUCCGCUGUGAAAGGCAGCCUUACAGAAAUGCAGGUGACAGCCCUGAAUGUUGGUAUGAUGAUUUAACAAAUUCCACAGAUGAAUCUUCCAACCCUAACUGGACAGCAAAUUUAGAUUGUCUAUACCUAAACGGAAGCAGUUACCAUGGCAACAUAUCAGUGACGGCUUCGGGUAUUUCAUGUCAGUCAUGGACAGAACAAUGUCCACAUCGUCAUACCAUGAACACCACAUAUCCAGAAUUAUAUAAUGCCAAGAAUUACUGUCGUAAUCCCAAGAACUCAGGACAAAGACCUUGGUGUUUUACCACAGAUAGAAACAAGAGAUGGGAGUACUGCGAUAUCCCUAAAUGUACACCAGUUGAAGGUAACUAUGGCAACUGGAUAUUAAAGAACGUGUGCCAUGUAACUUGUGGUGAAGGUUUUGAAACGUGGACACGAAGUUGUGACAACCCUGAGCCAAAAUUUGGCGGAAGAAACUGCAGUUAUCUUGGAGAACCCGUGGAAUACAGAUCUUGUUCAGCAAGGCCUUGUCCUGUUAACGGUGGUUAUGGCAACUGGAGUGUCAUUAUUCCUUGCAACGUUUCGUGCGGUAAAGGAGUGGAAAUAUGGCGACGUUAUUGUGAUGAUCCAGAACCAAAAUACGGAGGCCGCAAUUGCAGUGGGCUGGGAAACUCUACGGCAUUGAGAAAAUGUGAAAGAAAACCAUGCUCAAGUAGGAAUAAAUUGACCAAAGAAAAUUAAACCUGUUUAAUCGAGGCCACGGUAGUAAUACAAUGAUUGGCCCGUUCCAUCAUUCUGCUGCAUGCUAAAACGGAAAGCAAAAAAAUGAACAAAAGCUAACUAGCUUUACUUUCUUGUAUAUUGGAAUAUUACUAUCUUGAAUAUUAAUAAUAACUUUUCAUGUCUAUCCUCGGGGCAGAAAUAUUUUGUUUCCCUUGUCGGAAGUACAAUUACAUUUUUUGCCUUAGUCGACGGUAACUAUGGCAAUUGGACGAAAGUGUUGCCAUGUAGCGUCACGUGUGGUAGAGGAGUCGAAGCCUGGAUACGGAUGUGUGACAAUCCCCCCGGAAAAUACGGUGGUAACUGUAGUAAGCUAGGACCAGACUUCGAGAACCGCCCAUGCAAGAACCAACCAUGUCCUGGUGAUUCCGAGACGAUUGGUAUCAUUGUUGGUGUUGCAAGUUUUACAUUUGUCACUGCAGCUGCCAUUCUUAUCUUUCUUCUACGAAAAC
Messenger RNA from Dendronephthya gigantea, 1280 nucleotides. Its product is annotated as plasminogen-like. Lineage: Eukaryota; Metazoa; Cnidaria; Anthozoa; Malacalcyonacea; Nephtheidae. Bases 1 to 789 code for a protein of 262 amino acids. Gene Ontology annotation, molecular function: signaling receptor binding; endopeptidase activity. The record is from RefSeq and is a predicted model, not a curated record. The transcript has 6 exons.